CAGCGCCGCUGCCGGCUGCCGGAGGCGCCAUUGGAGCCGGCUCGGCUUGCGAGCUCCGCGGCGGAGCCGGAGGUUGGGCCGCAGUACCAGCCGCGUCGGCUCCGGUGCCUGGCCCCUCGGCGGCAUGGCGUGCGGGGCGACGCUGAAGCGGCCGAUGGAGUUCGAGGCGGCGCUGCUGAGCCCCGGGUCCCCGAAGCGGCGGCGCUGCGCCCCUCUGCCCGGCCCCACGCCGGGCCUCAGGCCCCCGGACGCCGAGCCGCCGCCGCCGCUGUUCGCCGCGCAGACCCCGCCGCCGCCUCUGCAGCAGCCCGGCCCGCCCGGCAGCGAGCGGCGCCUCCCCACCCCGGAGCAAAUUUUUCAGAACAUUAAACAAGAAUAUAGUCGUUAUCAGAGGUGGAGACAUUUAGAAGUUGUUCUUAAUCAGAGUGAAGCUGGUACUUCAGAAAGUCACCCUCACUCCUCAGCACUCACAGCACCUAAUUCUCCAGGUUCUUCCUGGAUGAAAAAGGACCAGCCCACCUUUACCCUCCGGCAAGUUGGAAUAAUAUGUGAGCGUCUCUUAAAAGACUAUGAAGAUAAAAUUCGGGAGGAGUAUGAGCAAAUCCUCAAUACCAAGCUAGCAGAACAAUAUGAAUCUUUUGUGAAAUUCACACAUGAUCAGAUUAUGCGACGAUAUGGGACAAGGCCAACAAGCUAUGUGUCCUGAAGCUUUCUUGCAUAUCUGGGUACCAGGUUCGACCUCAAGAGAUGGCUGCUGUACACUUUUUGCAACUGGUUUGAUAUCACAUUUCAGCUCCAACUUUGCAUCCUGAGAACACUUAAAUGUUUCUGCAGGUCCAUUUUAUACAACUUGAAAGACCUUAAAACUUUCUGGUUGCCACACAAGCAUAUCUUUCUUUUCUGCUCAUCCAAUAAACAGCUGUGCCCUACUGUGAUAGAUUUUCCAAACAAAAAUCCCUGGAGCAGCAGUUUAGUAAAAUAUGCCCUCAGUGGCACUCAGCAAAUGGAGUUUCCCCAAGCACAGCUCUGUAAGAAGUGUGUGCGCGAGUGUGUGUAUAUGUGUGUGUGUGUGUGUUUUAAGUUAUUAUUUGUAUUGUGCAAAUUAUUUUGAACUUGGGGAUUCUGGCUGUGAAUUUGAUGCACGACAAUUAUGGUUGAAGACAUUAGCUUGAUCUACAGAAGGUCAUUAAUGUUUUGCGACCAUACAAGUUGUAACAGUGGAUUGUUUUCUGUGUAGGUAUAAUUGUUAAAUACAGGGACUAUUUCCAGGCACAGAAUAUGAAUUAUAAGUUAGGAUGGACAUUAGAUGUGAUUAUGAUGACAUAGCAAAGGUCUGUGGUCCUAGAUCUACAAUUGCGUGGUGAGGAAUUAGAACCAUCUGGGGAUGGGCCUUUUGACACAGUGAACUCUGCCUAGCCCUAGUUAGAAAAAUGCUGUGACUCCAAGCCUUAAAAUACCCAUGUGGAGUCUGUGCUCACCUCAUUCACACACUGAACCUCUAAAAAGAAAAUGUCUCCCCUAGAGCAGGAGCAUCAGGGUUUGCUUUGGAGCCUAAAAUAGGUGAGCAUGGGGCUGGGCCAGGCCCUCAGGGCACUGCUACUUGGGAGGAGCCAUUUCACUUCUGUAUCAGUUAUUAAUAGAAUUUGGAUCCUUUGAUCAGGUUCUCCCAACUUUUUAAAGAGGUGUUCAUGUUCAACUGCUUGAGCUUUGUUUUGGCAACCCCCCUACCCGAAGUUGCUUACAGACUGUUCUUCACCUUGUUUCCAAGGCUGUGGAACAGAAAGUAGCCUCUGUUUUGAGGAGGUGGAAGUUAAGUAUACAUUUAUUUUUUACUGUGACUUGUUCAGGACCACAUUUUACAAAAUGCCUUGUUUCCUUUAUUAUUGUUUGUGGAAAGGAAAGUUCUAUUAAAAUUCUUUUAGUUUGAAUAUAGAAUAGUUUUUUAAAUUAGGGCUUAUUUUGAAAAAUUCUGAGUUUAAUUCAAAUGUAUGCCAAUACCUUCCAAAGUAAGGUAAUAUUCAGAGACGGUUGUUCAGAUUAGAUGGUGUAGAGAAAUUUCUGGAAUAUUCACAUUCGAAGAUUCCUUAUUAAUGAAUGUCUUUGACUUAAAUCUAACCAAAAACUGCAACAUUAUUCUUUGUACAUUUUCAUUAUAUAGUGUUAACAAGCUUAGUUGCAAACAAAUAAAAUACUUAAGCUAUUUGUUUACCUUGCCUUCUUAA
Molecule: messenger RNA, 2222 nt
Organism: Sorex araneus (European shrew)
Lineage: Eukaryota; Metazoa; Chordata; Mammalia; Eulipotyphla; Soricidae
Gene: AKIRIN1
Product: akirin 1
Exons: 5
Coding region: 125-706 (193 amino acids)
Biological process (GO): negative regulation of skeletal muscle satellite cell proliferation; positive regulation of lamellipodium assembly; positive regulation of macrophage chemotaxis
Cellular component (GO): chromatin; nucleus
Molecular function (GO): transcription coregulator activity
Source: RefSeq, a predicted model, not a curated record